UUAGAAAUAAUUGAGGAAGGAGUGUACAUAACGCAAUGCGCAAAAAUCAUUUCGAAACAUACAGUAAUUCACCAGGGACGUAUAUUCCCUGAUAGCGCAUUCUCCUGCUUUUCCCGGUAAAUAGCGUGACCUUUGUUUACCUAUCUCAACGACUAAUUCAGUGGCAAGUGGCGGUGAAUCUUCACUGAAAAUGUCACAGAGCUCGGUGUUUCUUUUAAUGGUUGGAGGGCAGAUUGAAUCAGCAGAGUUUCCAGAUUUUGAUGACAUAUAUUGCAAAUACUGCUUCACGUUUGGACCGGAUUGGCUAGUUACAUCAGGAUUGGAUGAAGGCCUGACACAAGUCACAAAGAAAAGUCGAGAUGACAGGCAACAGUUUGUCUGGAAUUUUCCUCUGGAUAUAACAUUUAAAACCACUAAUCCAUUUGGUUGGCCACAGUUGAUAGUCCAUGCUUAUGGCAUUGAUGCAUUUGGGACGGAUGUUGUGAGGGGAUAUGGAGUCACUCACGUACCCAUCACACCCGGAAGGCACAAGAUUCGCAUUCCAAUGUUUGUACCCGAGUCCUCCUCCCAACUUCAGAAAUUAACAGCGUGGAUCCUUGGGCGACGCCCCGAGUAUGUGGAUGUCAGGGUGCUGGCCCAGGGAGAGGGAAGAGAAGUAACCAGAGUGAGAUCGCAGGGCUUCCUGACAGUGUCAUUUAAUGUUGUGAUGAAAGACAUGAAAAAACUAGGCUACGACGUCAUUCCAUCUGAAAUGUCCACCUCAGUGAUUCCAGAAUCUGUGGGGCCCAACAGUGGGGGGACAACGGAAACAUGAUCUGUGCUGAGUUAUUAUUUAUGUAGAAAUAGUAUUGACAGAUGAGUUACGUAUGCCUUCUGUUGGCUGAUACCUGGUAAAUCACACUCCGUCCAAUAUUAACAAGAACAUGGGUUGUUAAGGUAUCAUGUAAUUGUUAUGAAUUAAAUUGUCUGAAGUGUUUUCAGAAAACAGCAAAGUGUAGCUAGCAUUAACUUCAUGUAGAUAUACCGGUACACUGUGUAUGGUGUAGAAUAAAUAUACAUGUGUUUUAUUUUAAAGUUUUACAUAUCUCGAGUUUCUCGUUUCUUGUUAAUUUUAAGUUAUUACCAGUAGUUAUAUACUAUAUAUAGCAAUUAAGGGAAAAUGUCUAACUAUUUGUAGAUCAUACUGGCAGUUAAUUUACUGGUGCUUGCUAUUACUUAAAGCACAAUAUUAAAUUGAAGAGAUUUUUUGUUAAGAAUUGAAUAAGACUUAGAAUCUUAAAACAGAAAUUGUUCAUCCAAUUACAUUGUGUAACUUAUUUUUUUGACCAAAUAGGUCAUUUUAUACCAAAUAAUACUUUACAUGUAUUUAACGUUUUUAAUAUAAUUUUAUCAGCACAUAAAUUGUUUCUUUGUACAUGUAUUAUAAGAUCUGAAUAAUAAAUCAAAUACAAGUACGAUACUGUAA
This is a messenger RNA of Magallana angulata, 1465 nucleotides long. Its product is annotated as B9 domain-containing protein 1-like. Gene Ontology annotation, cellular component: MKS complex. The record is from RefSeq and is a predicted model, not a curated record. The transcript has 7 exons. Gene Ontology annotation, biological process: cilium assembly. Bases 191 to 814 code for a protein of 207 amino acids. Lineage: Eukaryota; Metazoa; Mollusca; Bivalvia; Ostreida; Ostreidae.